Messenger RNA from Entrophospora sp. SA101, 327 nucleotides. NCBI's taxonomy places the organism in Eukaryota, Fungi, Glomeromycota, Glomeromycetes, Entrophosporales, Entrophosporaceae. The record is from the annotation of a GenBank genome assembly.
AUGUCAGGAGGUCUUUGGGAAUCGCCAAGUGACAUACAAGAUCAACCAAAAAUUGAUAAUAAAAGAGUCAAGCAUGUUCAUCGUAUUGAGUCUAAUGUACCAGGUGAAUAUGAACACAUUAUUACAAGUGAUCGACUAUUAGCAAAAUUCAAGGUUAGUGGAUGUUGUUUAUCUGCCUACUCAAUUGAAGUAGAUGACAAAGAUGAUAUUGAAGCAGAAAUAUCACCAUUCGAGGAAGCAAGAUUUGAGACGGGUGGUAAUGGACGACCUCUUAAUAAUGUUGAUACUCCAAAACUUGAUAUUGUAAACUUCACGAAAGCAUUCUAA